AUGGCUCUGGUUAUGGAACCCAUCAGCAAGUGGACGCCCAAGCAAGUGGUGGACUGGAUGAAAGGGCUUGACGACUGCCUCCAACAGUAUAUAAAAAACUUUGAAAGGGAAAAGAUCAAUGGAGAUCAGCUUUUACACAUUACACAUCAGGAGCUGGAGGAGUUGGGUGUCACACGCAUUGGCCAUCAGGAACUUAUUUUGGAAGCAGUUGAUCUGCUCUGUGCAUUGAACUAUGGUUUGGAGACUGAGAACCUCAGAACGCUUUCUCACAAGCUGAACGCUUCAGCCAAAAACCUACAGAAUUUCAUAACGGGCAGACGGAGGAGCGGCCAUUACGAUGGCAGGGCUUCCAGAAGGUUACCGAAUGACUUCCUUACCUCAGUGGUUGACCUCAUCGGUGCUGCCAAGAACUUAUUGGCCUGGCUAGACAGGUCUCCUUUCGUUAGUGUGACUGAAUACUCACUUCUGAAAAAUAACAUCGUUCAGCUGUGUCUGGAACUAACAACAAUUGUGCAACAGGAUUGUACAGUGUAUGAAACCGAAAAUAAGAUUCUCCAUGUGUGUAAAACAUUAUCUGGGAUCUGUGACCACAUCAUCUCAUUAUCAUCGGACUCUCUAGUGUCACAGUCUGCUCAUCUUGAAGUUGUCCACCUAACAAACAUCAUGCCCAGUGAAGGCUUGGGUAUGUACAUCAAGUCAACCUACGAUGGCCUGCAUGUCAUCACAGGAACAACAGAAAAUUCUCCUGCAGACCAGUGCAAGAAGAUUCAUGCAGGGGAUGAAGUGAUUCAAGUCAACCAUCAAACUGUGGUGGGCUGGCAGCUGAAGAACCUUGUCAAUGCACUCAGAGAGGAUCCCAACGGGGUGAUAUUGACUUUGAAAAAACGACCACAGAACACACUCACUUCUGCCCCUGCUCUGCUGAAGAAUGUGAGAUGGAAACCUUUAGCCCUGCAGCCAGUUAUUCCAACAAGUCCUACCAGUAGCUCUACAACACCAACAAGCACCAUUGGCAUGUCAUCAAAGUAUGAUAGUUCUACACUUCAUGACGUCUUCAUUCUAUCUCCCCUUUCAGGAAUCUAUGGUCCAAGGGAUGAAUUGGGGAUAUUGCCUUGUGACGACAUUGGCAAGUAUGGGAUAGCAAAAUCUGGGAUGAAAAGUUCCGAAUCUUCCAGCUACUUCCUGGAUCAUGAAAGUGGAAAAUAUUACACAUUGAUGGAAGGAGAAGGUCUGCCCAUGAGCUCGGAAUAUGAAAGAGGGAGAGCAACUGGUAUCCGGAGAAGGGAGAAAACAUCUACUCAUGCUGAUUUGAGCCCUGUCAGCAUGCCAACAGAAUACUGUUGGUUGGGAGAAUCUGAGGAGCCCUAUAUAUAAAUGAGGCAGAUGAGAAGAGAGGAUUCGCUUCUACGGUAUCUGAGUGAUGAUAAGAUUCUGAUCAUUCAAGAGGAGCCUGUGACACAGAGGGAGAGCAAGAGAGAUACAGGCAGGAGUUCAAGGAGAAAGAAGAAUCCAGGAAGCCCCAGCUACCCAAUUAGUCCCUCUGUAUUGACAGCCCCUGUGAGACUCGACCCCACCUCUCAGGACAUCUUGAAUUUUCCACUACCUGAAAGCAACACAGUACCCCUCUACCACCGAGCAGGGGAUUCUAUUGUUGGGGAGACUGAAAGGUAUGCAAGUGCUGGCAUUGACAGACAGGGAGGUACAGCAAUGAGGAAGUCUUUUCAUUACGCCUCUUUGAGAGCAAAAACCAAAAAGAAACCGAAAGGUUCUCUAACUGGUGGCAGCAGGCGACGGAUUUCCUGCAAGGACCUAGGUCAUGGUGACUGCGAAGGCUGGCUGUGGAAGAAGAAAGAUGCCAAAGGAUACUUCACUCAGAAAUGGAAGAAAUAUUGGUUUAUUCUCAAGGAAGCUUCACUCUACUGGUACACCAAUCAAAAUGAUGAAAAGGCUGAGGGAUUCAUCAGCUUGCCGGAGUUCAGGAUAGACAGAGCUAUUGAAUGCAGACGGAAAUAUGCCUUCAAGGCUUGCCAUCCAAAAAUUAAGAGCUUCUACUUUGCAACUGACUGCUUGGAAGAAAUGAACAGGUGGAUGAACCGAUUGGGAUUAGCUGCUAUCGGGUAUGCUCCUGAUGAUAAGGUGACCAGACCAGAUGAAGACUACUGGAGUGAAAGUGACCAAGAGGAUGCUAAUGAUGCUUUAACAGUAAAAGCAGAGGGCCAUUCAGCAGUGUGUGACACAUACCCCCGGGCACCAUCAGUUAACUCUUCGAGUCCCUACCCAGAACCUAAGCACGGACGACAUUUCUCAAGUGAGUCAACAUAUUCGCAUUCAUCUGCUGAGGAUUCACGGCACGAUGCAUCAGGAAGCACUCAUUCGUCUGGCUGUAGAUCUUCCUACAGAGAAAGGCGGUCAUGGCAGGAUCUGAUUGAAACCCCGCUAACCAGCUCAGGGUUGCAUUUCCUGCAGACUGUCCCACUGGAAACAGAUUAUCUCGCCGGCAGAACAGGACUAAUGUCACCCGAGAGGAGACGACAGGCAACGUUACCUGUGCAGAGACGCCACAACCAUGACCGUGAUGGGCCCUUUCCAUUGGUGGAGUGUGAGCGGGGACCUGGAUCUCACAGUAGAGGAUGUAAACAACGCAGUCAGAGUCUCCCGAGGAAUAGGGAAGCAAGAAUGAAAGGACAUGUGCUCCCUCCUGGACUCGCUGAGGAGAGGUCCGAAGAUGAUGAGAUCCAAUGUAUCAAGCAAAAUGGUGGAAAUAAACAAGAAAGUACAGCAGAAGACAGAAGAUCUACCGACGGGUUGCAGGAGCUGUACAGGUCCCUGGAGCAGGCCAGUCUGUCUGCAAUCGGAGAGCAACGCCCUUCCACCAAACAAGAAUUCAGAAGGUCUUUUAUAAAGAGAUGUAAUGAUCCAGUUGUCAAUGAAAAAUUGCACCACAUUAGGAUGCUGAAGAGUACACUAAAGGCGAAAGAAGGAGACCUGAUGACUAUCAACCAAAUUCUCGAAGAUCCCUACUUAACAUCCAAAAGAUUUAGAGAGUGGAAGCGGCUGAAUCAUGAGUUUUUCUUGGACAUUUGUGGGUACAGUGCAGUUAUGAAGCCACAGAAUGGUGCAUCUGAACUGGUAUUACCAGCACCACUGUUGACACACACACACUCAUUCAUCGAAACUCACGUGUAAACCAAUUUGUACCUGCAGCACACUGCCUGGCAGACAGCAGUGUCCCCAUGCUAUCAUAUCUUUAGCAUCUACAUUGUAUAUUUGUACAUAAUAUAUUCAGCAGUAUUCUUGUACAUAAAUUGAAUAACCGAAUAGUGUCACAGGAUGCCUAAUAUUUGCAUGAGAUCACAUCUGUAUUCUUCCAAACUUUUGUUUUUAUUUCCAUUGACCAACAUAAUGUGCUUUCAA
Hemiscyllium ocellatum (epaulette shark) is the source of this 3414-nucleotide messenger RNA. RefSeq names its product connector enhancer of kinase suppressor of ras 2. Gene Ontology annotation, cellular component: cytoplasm; membrane. Gene Ontology annotation, molecular function: protein binding. NCBI's taxonomy places the organism in Eukaryota, Metazoa, Chordata, Chondrichthyes, Orectolobiformes, Hemiscylliidae. Gene Ontology annotation, biological process: regulation of signal transduction. The record is from RefSeq and is a predicted model, not a curated record. The transcript has 25 exons.